Messenger RNA from Lampris incognitus (smalleye Pacific opah), 5192 nucleotides. RefSeq names its product solute carrier organic anion transporter family, member 2B1 (gene slco2b1). NCBI's taxonomy places the organism in Eukaryota, Metazoa, Chordata, Actinopteri, Lampriformes, Lampridae. Gene Ontology annotation, molecular function: bile acid transmembrane transporter activity; protein binding. The record is from RefSeq and is a predicted model, not a curated record. Gene Ontology annotation, biological process: sodium-independent organic anion transport; transmembrane transport; bile acid and bile salt transport. The transcript has 15 exons. Bases 204 to 2189 code for a protein of 661 amino acids. Gene Ontology annotation, cellular component: membrane.
AGAGCAGUUGCUGUGUUUUAGGUCUCUUAACUUACUGUAUACCAGAGGAGGAAUACAUGUGUAGCUGGGCUUCACAGCAAGAAACAUUCCACAGCAGGGGCUGAGCUGCAGCGUGAGAACAGGGAAGCAUUAGACAGCACUGGUCUCCUGCGUCUCCCGCUUAAGAAUUCUGGAAAGUAUAUGCCUCUGUGUGACGGACCAGCAUGACAGCCAACAACUUCAACAGGAACUCUGGUGCCAUGGGGUCACGAGCUUUAUGCUGGAGCCCUUUCAAGAGCAUUAAAUUCUUUGUGUUUUGCCAUGGGUUACUGCAGCUAGCCCAGCUAUUGGUGUCUGGUUACCUGAAGAGCUCCAUCUCCACCAUUGAGCGACGCUACGGCUUCUCCAGUCAGAAGUCUGGUCUUCUGGCUGCCUUCAAUGAGGUGGGCAACACAGUCCUGAUCAUGUUUGUAAGUUUCUUCGGAGGCAGAGUCCAUCGACCGAGGUUCAUCGGAGGAGGGGCUCUCCUGGCCAGCCUGGCCUCUCUUCUCAUGGCCCUUCCACAUUUCCUGACUGGACCCUAUGAGUUCACCAACCACAUCAUCUUCACCAGUGAAAACAACUCGGGCCUUUGCCUCUUAGAAAACACUUUCACUGCUUUGACGUCCAACAAGAGCUGCACCAAGCAGGAUGGACAUGGCGAACAGUGGAUAUACCCGCUUCUGCUCCUGGGUCAGCUGCUGCUGGGAAUUGGUACCAUUCCUAUCCAGCCCUUCGGUAUCUCGUACAUUGACGACUUCGCAAGCAAGAGGAACUCACCUCUUUACCUUGGCCUCCUCCUGGCAGCCACCUCCAUUGGCCCUGCCUUCGGGUUCAUCAUGGGAUCCUUCGUGCUACGUUUUUAUGUGGACAUGGACAAAAUGUCUGAAGAUCAGAUUAAGCUGCAGUCCACAGACCUCCGGUGGGUUGGAGCCUGGUGGCUGGGCUUCCUGGUGGCCUCCUGCUUUCUCUUCCUUACCUCGCUGCCCUACUGGUUCUUUCCCAGAGCUAUGCCCAAAGAGGAUGAUGUGUCUGACAACGAGCCAAGAACAGAGAAGCAGCAGCAGACAGACCCCAUCCAGGAAGUCAACAUCAUUCAGUUCCUGAGAAGUUUUCCUCAUAUUGCUCUGAGGACGCUACGUAGUCCUGUCUACCUGCUGGUGGUUCUGGCCCAAGUCUUCAUGGCAGCACUGGUGGCUGGCAUCGCCACGUUCAUGGCCAAGUUCAUUGAGCAACAGUUCAGCCAAACAAUCUCUUUCUCCACAAUGAUAAUAGGAAGCGUCAAUAUCCCACUUGGCGUGUUGGGCAUUGUUCUGGGUGGUGUUCUAAUGCGGAGGAUGAGUCUGUCUGUCUCUGGUGCCAGUAAGAUGUGCACACUGGCUAUUCUACUGUGCAUGGUCACCUCCUUGCCACUCCUCUUAAUAGGAUGCUCCACACAGAAGGUUGCUGGUGUGUAUCACCACAGCAAAGAUUCAUUGCCAUGCAAUGCUAGCUGUAUGUGUUCAGAGGAGGCCUUUAACCCAGUGUGUGGCUCUGAUGGGGUCGAGUUCCGGUCUCCCUGUCAUGCUGGCUGUAUCGCAAAGGAGAUGGACAAUAUCAGCCACAAUGUCAUUAACUACACAAAGUGUCAGUGCGUGGGUGACAGCAGAGGGGAAAGUGGUCCUCCUGGCUAUGCAUUGCCGGGAACCUGCAGCAGUGGAUGCUCCCACCUCCUUCUCCCCUUUGUAGUGCUGUCAGCCCUCACCUGCUUCAUCGCCGCUUUCUCCCAGACCCCUUCCUACAUGAUGAUACUCAGGACAGUACCUCCAGAAGAUAAGUCUUUUGCAGUGGGAGUUCAGUACAUGCUUUUCAGGGUCUUGGCAUUCAUGCCUGCACCAGUCCUAUACGGCAUUGCUAUAGACAGCACCUGUAUCCUGUGGGGCAGGAAGUGUGGAAGGAGGACUUCCUGUCGCUACUACAACCUUGACCUUUUCAGACAGAGGUUCCUGGGCCUCCAGGUACUCUUUGUCUGUGGUGCAGUGCUCUGCUUUCUGUUUUCGGUGCUAGUGCUCCGGAAGCAGGCUAGAAGUCCAGAACAAGUGAUAGGAAGAGGAAGAGGAUACAAGCUGGUCACUGGAGAGAGGAGUCCAGAUAGCGCUCCUUCCAAAGAACGGCAGAGCAUCAUGACCUGAGAGAGUUCAGUAACGGGGCUGGAGAAAAAAAUGCAGUGAUUUAGUAAGACUGGUAACAUGUUUGUUGGGAAAUGUUAGAGAGAAAGCAGAAAGACAAGUAAGUUCAGUUUGACCCACAGGUUGGAGAUAAGAGGGAGAUAAUCAUACUCUUCUGUUGGGAGUAAGCUCUGCUGUAGCAUGUUAAUCAGCAUGUUGUGUUUUGAACGUGUGUAUGUUUUCUCUGCCUGUGAAUAGUCAGGGUGGACAACUACGCCUUGAGAAGCGGUCACAUCAGGAUCAGAAUGAGCAUUUAUUUUUUUAAGACAAGUAAAUAAGCACAUACAAUGCCUUAAACCAGGUGGCUUUCUCAUAUAAAAUGCAUAAAACCUAACAUGAUGCAUCAGCUAAAGUUUGUUUUUGUUUUGUUUUUUUUGUGAAGGAAGGAUUGUAUUUUUUUUUCCCAUGGGAGAUUGAGCUUCAUGAUCUUAGAUGUAUUUCAAGAUGACUUUCCACUUUUGAGUGGAAUCAUUGGUGUGUGCCGUAUGUGCUGUUUGCCAACAAAUGUAAUGCACAUUCCAGCAUCUGACUUCCAUGAUUAAUUCCUGUACAGUGUGUCAAACUGUGGACUUCAUGAGUUGCAAUUUCAAUGGGUAAGACCAUGUGUAAGUUUGGCUGUUAUUUUAGAAAUGAAACGACACAGUGUCGCUGAGGUUAAAAUUAAAACUCUGAGCCAUUGGUGAAUGUGUGUGCAUUUGUGGGUGUGUGUGCGUGUGUGGGUGGGGUUGUACAGUAUUUGUUUGAGUUUGUGUAUUAGCGAGAACUUGCGUAACUCUUUGCUGUCAUCUGAGCCCUGAAAUGUUUUGCAAAUUAAGAAUUCCAAAAGAAAUGUAUCGCUAAAAUGCAGCAACAUGCUUAUCUGUGGGAUAAAUAAUGGCUGCACUCAAAAAAAGGCCUCCAAAGAAAUGUAAAAACACAGGCAAUAAACUCAAUACUCCUUUGAAAUUUGUAAAUGGAUAUUACAUUAUUUCCCCUAUACACUGUGAUCUAUUGGAUAUCGAUGUACCGGUACUCUGAGAUAGCAGAUUUUCAAUCAGUUUCAAUGGACUUAACAUUUCUUGGUGUAAAUGUUAUUCACAAAUGCCAAUCUGAAGUACCCUGGGAGUACAAAUGAUCAUGCUGUAAACACAUAUCAGUUUUUAUUGAAUAGUCAAUAUUAGCUACAUUGGCUUGUCAAUGACCCUAUACUACAUGCUCCCAAGUUCCAGUAGAGUGGUGGAAAUUCUUAUCUAACAGUUGAGUUUAACUAAAAUGUUGAUGAUGGUGCUUCAAAAAAAUGCUAUUAGAAAUGCAAAAAAAAGAAAAAAGUCUAAUCUCAUUUAAAACACAAGCACACAUUGAACCCAUAUAUAAAAUGUCACUUAUGCUUACCAAAAUAUCCAAAAGAAAAACUUGCUUUGCUGUAAUAGAGCCUCUCCUAGACCCUGUGAGAAAUGUUUAUCCCCAGUUCCAGUUUCUGUUGAGAAUCAUCUCAUUCAUCAUCAUCAGCCACUUUUCCGGGGUCGGGUCGCGGUGGCAGCAAGCAAAGUAGUGCAUUCCAGAUGUCCCUCUCCCCAGCAACACCCUCCAGCUCCUCCUGGGGGAUCCCAAGGCAUUCCCAGGCAUGAAUGGACAUGUAGUCUCUCCAGCGAGUUCUGGGUCUAUCCUGGGGUCUCCUCCCAGUUGGCCAUGCCUGGUAAACCUCCAAAGGAAGGCACCCAGGAGGCAUCCCAAUCAGAUGUCUGAACCAUCUCUUUAUACAAUACAUUUCUAUAUUCUAAUACAUGAGAAUCAUCUCAUGUAUUAGAAUAUAGAAAUGUCUAGUCCGCGGUGGUGUAGCGGUCUAAGCAUCAGCUUUGUGUUGAUGCAGUUGCCCACUGGGGACUGGAUUUCGUGCCCCGGUCUCGUCAGAUCCGACUAUGGCCAGACUCGAUGAAGCAGCAAUCAUUGGCAACGCUGUCUUCGAGAGGGGGGCAGAGUCGGCUUGUGUUUGUCACGUGAAUGCGUCUCUGUGUGUGUCGGAAAAAACAGUGGUUCGGCCUGGAGUUGCCUUGUCACGAAAGUGGGGAGGCGGUCUGCUUCGAGACUGUCGGCCGGAGAGAUGCAGUUGGCGAGCGCAUGCAGUACGAGGGUGGGUGUUUGAAUUAAAAUAGGGAUCGAUUGGCCACUAAAUUGGGAGAAAAAAAGGGAAAAAUCAGAAAUAAAUUUAUUAAAAAAAGAAUAUAGAAAUGUAAUUCUGAAGUUAAAAUAAAGGAUAACACAUCAUAAUGUUCAGAAGUGACAUUCAGGACGUGAAACUAAUGAAUUUUUUGAUCGGUUUUUAUGAUUGCUUUGGCAAUGCAAUCAAUGCAAUGCAGAGUAGUAGUAGUAGUAGUAGUAGUAAUAGUAGUUUGAUGAUUGCUUUGGGCUGCGGAUGAGGAUUAAAUAGUCCUACUGCUUCUCAAAGGAAAACUGGUCCAUUAAAUACAAGGAAGGUGAAGGGUUUCAUUCCAAACCAAUACCCAUCCACUGAGGAGGAAAUAAAAACAGCUGAUGUUUACUUUCUAAUAUUUACAAAACACUGUAAACAUUAAAAACAUUCAACAAUAUGGAUAUUUGGCAAACAAUGGUUUCAAAAUACCUUACAAUAUAAUUCUACUGCCAAUAGUGAAUUUUACUCAUCUGAUAGAAACUAUUUUGCCAAAAUCAUGGCUUUUUUUUUUUUGGAACUUCUGCAUUUUUCAUGACUAAAACAUGUUCGUUUAACAUUCCUCUUUAAGAAAGUUUGUCAUGCAUUUAUGGAUGCUUUUUGUAUGUAGAUCCAAAGGAAAUUAUACUGAAUGAUGUACUAUAAAGAAAAGUUUUCCCCCCAAAACAUAUUGUGCAUUUGUAAUGAAUUCUACAGAUUUUAAAAUGCUCAUGAUUUAUUUUGUUAUAUAUUAUAAUCUCAAAAAUACUGACCAGAGAUGAUCAAUAUACUAUCAAACUGUGUUUUGCUUGAUUUUUUUA